Molecule: messenger RNA, 18447 nt
Organism: Alligator mississippiensis (American alligator)
Lineage: Eukaryota; Metazoa; Chordata; Crocodylia; Alligatoridae
Gene: SYNE3
Product: spectrin repeat containing nuclear envelope family member 3
Exons: 19
Coding region: 965-3853 (962 amino acids)
Biological process (GO): nuclear migration
Cellular component (GO): cytoplasm; nuclear outer membrane; meiotic nuclear membrane microtubule tethering complex
Molecular function (GO): actin filament binding
Source: RefSeq, a predicted model, not a curated record
CCCCCAACAUGCCAUGUGACUCAGGGUAGUGUUACUUUUGUGGACACCCUCCAAAACAUACCAUGUGACUCAUGGAAAUGUUAUUUUCACGUGAAAAAUCUUCAAAGUCUGUAACAUACAAUAUAAUAAAUCUAUUUCAUGCAUAUCUGAAGAACUAAUCAGACCAGUUCCUUACUGUGUUUAAAUUGGCAAAUCUUUAUUGGAUUAUGAAAUUAUGGUGAUUUGCAUCAUCUGAAGAGCCAGUCGGUUGUGUUAAUUUUUUUCUAUGAGCUAGGCUUUCUUCUAUCACUUGCCCAUAAAGAUGUGUGUUACACCUAAAAGAAAUGCAUAAAAGCGCUUCCUAUGUUCCUUAUUGAGUGUCUUUUAUUAAGGGGCAUUUCUAAGGCUGCAAUAAUAUGUCCAAACUUACAUUUCUUUUAUGACCAAAAACUCCCGUUUUAAUAACUGUAGACCAGAUGAUUUGGGAAAUUAUGUUCCCCAAUGAAUUCUGCUUGAGUUUAUGAAUUCUCUGUAUAUAGUUUAAUCUAACUACAACUCCACUUUUACUCUAAAGCAAGUCUGCCUUCUUUGUUGCCUGUUGAUGGUCUUUUACUCAAAUAGAAACAUCUAUGGCCAAUCCAAGAAAAUCUAGCCAUCCAGGUGGGCUAAUAACUAAGCAACAAAUUAUCUGAUAGGGCUAAUCAGGAUAUUGCAUGACCAGAGAAGAUUGUAAUUUUCUCACCAGGAAUUUGAGAAGAAGAAAAGCAGAAAGAAAGGCUAUGCAAAAGGAGGAAUUUGGACUUUCAGAGGGUCCUGAUCUGUUUCCAAAGACUAUUGCAGAGUGGUGAGGAAACUGAUGCACCAAAGAUGAAAACAUGAAAAUUUGCUCUUUGAAAGCUUUGAAGUCCGAAGGCAGUGUGACCAAGAUCAAACUUUCUCCAAAAAAGAAGAAAUUGUUGUUUUAGCAUCAAUUUCUUCAAAUGCAAUGACUCAGCCGCCACAGGAUGAAUUUGACAGUAGUGUGGAGAAUGCAGAAGCUUGGAUGAAGGCCAUCCAGGAGAAAUUGCAGAUUAAUGACAACACCAAGGGACCUCGGUCUGCUCUAGAAGCCAGACUGAGGGAAACUGAGAAAAUAUGUGUACUGGAGCCUGAAGGUCGACUGAAAAUGGACUUUGUUAUCAAGAAAGCAGAGGCCCUUCUUCGCUGCAUCAGUGAGGAUGAAAAGCACAAGGUACUCUCCAAACUGAAAGACAUUAAGGCCAUGUGGGAAGAAACAGCCAUAUACAUUACUCACUGUCACAGCCGUAUUGAAUGGGUGUGGCUGCACUGGAAUGAAUACUUGAAAGCCCAGGAUGAAUUUUACACGUGGGUUCACAACAUGAAGGUGACCUUGGAGCCAGACAUAGAACUGCAGCUUGGCUUGAAAGAGAAGCAGUGGCAGCUGAGCCACUCUGAGGUGCUGCUGAAUGACGUCUUAAAUCAGUCAGUCCUGCUGGAAAGGCUCCUGGAGGAAGCAGCUUCCUUGUUUAACAGGAUAGGUGACCCAAGUGUUGAUGAGGAUGUCCAAAAGAAGAUGAAGGUGGAAUAUGAAGGAAUAAAGGAAAUAGCUCAGAAGAGAGUGAAACUGCUUAAGAAGAUAACAAAGGAACAUGAACAGUACAGCACCCGUGUCAACCAGUUUCAAACGUGGCUGAAUGGUGUGACUGAAAGUUUAAACUGCUGCAUUGAAGAAGCAACAGUAGAAAACAAGCUAAAGGCAUUGCAGGCCAUUGCCGAAGAUGUUAAGAGCGGUGAAAAGGAACUGCAAAGCCUGGAAGUUCAGUCUAUAGGUGUCAUCCAGAAUACCUCCCCUCUAGGGGCUGAGAAGAUGAAGGACGAGCUGGAGGAGUUGAGGAAAGCCUUGGAGAAGUUGAAACUAAUGUGUAGCGAGGAACAGGAGAGAUUGCAUAAGUUCUUCCAGUCAAAAAGUGCCUAUCAGUCCCAAGUCAGAGAGUUAGAAGCAGAGGUUAGUGAAUUCAGAAAGGGGAUACAAAGGCUUGAAAGUGACCUGAAGCCAAGGGAGAGGGCAAAGAAUGAAGAGGAGUUAUUGAUCCUGUGGAGAAAGUGCAUGGCAACACGAGCAGCUCUUGCCACAGAGGAGCCAAAGGUUGAGAGGCUGAAGGCUCAGCUUAACAAGCUGUUCCAGUUUCCACAGGAUGUACAGCCACAUGUGGACAGUGUUGUAUCUGCAAUACAGGAAUACCAAAGUGUUAAAGGGAAAGCAUUUAAAAUGAGUAUUGCAGCUGGAAGUGAGCUAAGGCAACAUCUUCAAAACCCAAUGCAAGAAUUUCAGCUGUGGAAGCCAUCAGUUCAGAGACUUCUGGAUAUGACUGCUAAUGUUACUGAACCCACAGCGGCACAGACUUUCUUACUUCAGCUUGAGGAAUGUCUGGCAGAAAGCUCCCAAUUCAAGGAAAGGAUGAUGAUGAUACAGCUGAAGAAGGAUUUGCUCGGUAGUGUCUUUGGUGAGGAGGAAGCAAGGUCCCUCUUGACAGAGGUGACUGAAGCAGCAAAGGAGAGAGAAAUUCUGCAUAAAAGUCUUUUGCAAAACAAAAGCAAACUUCAGAAUUUGAUUUCUCAGCACAAAGACUUUGAUGCAGGUUUUGCACCUUUGCAGAAGAAGUUUUCUGCUAUCAGAACCAAAGUAGAUCUAGAGAAAGAGCCACAGCCUGACCUUGUAGGAAAAAAGACACGACUCCAGAGACUCCAGAUGAUCCAAGAUGAUUUGGCAGAGCUUGUGGUUCAAAUGGAAGACCUAGAGAGCCUCAUUCAAUCUAAUGCCACCCACAAGCAUAAAAUGAACCAGCUUUCAGCUGACUGUAAGGCACUGAAGAAAUCUCUGGAGGAGACAAUAGAACAGAGUGAGAAGCACGUUCAGAGACACUGGAAGUUUAAUGAGAAGCUAUCAGACCUUCAGCAGUGGAUCGCAGUGACCGAACAGAAGUUGGAAUCCUAUCAGGGUGCUAAUGGAGAGCGAAACAUGGAGAGUAGAGUUGCAGACCUUGAGAGAUUGCUGGCUGAGUUCCCAGAUAAGGAGUUCCAGUUGCACCUUGUUGAAACUCAUGGCCAGAUGGUAAUGGAGAAUUCUUCCUCAGAAGAGGCAGCAGAUAUCCGGACUGAACUGAACAAGGUGAAGGAAUCUUUGAGGGAAGUCAAAGAAAGGAUAACAAGCCUUCUCCAAAAGCUGCAACCAAAAAGAACAGCAGUUGAUACAGGGAAGAAAAUAACCAUCAUGCAGCCACUUACAUUUGGCUUCCAUUCAUUUGAUGCAGAUCCCAAGCACAAGCAGGAGAAGAUGAGCAAAGCGGGAAAGAAUAGCAACCAUCUUAAACUCAUGAAGGACUUUGAGCAGUGGUUAGAAGCAGAAAAUGCCAAGCUAACCAAAAAUCUUGCUACAAAAUCCUCCUCUGUCGAUGAAGUUGAAGCAAAAUACAGCAAGCUGGAGGAGCUUCAGUCUCGUGUUCCUGAAGGUCAGCAUCUUUUUGAAGAUCUUCUUCAUCUUCAUCCAGUUGUCGGGAACUCUGAAGACCUGGAGGACCUGCGCUACCGAUGGAUGCUCUACAAGUCUAAGCUCAAAGAAAGCCUUGAUUCAUUACAGACUCCUGUAUCUUUGGAAGAACCAGAUGGAUUCAGAAAGAAACGCCGGGGGGGAAUGUGUUCCUUCCUGCAUCGUGUGUGCUGGACUGCGUUGCCACUACAGUUACUCCUGCUACUCCUGCUGCUCCUGGCAUUCCUGCUUCCUCUGGCGGAAGAGACACACAGCUGCAAGCUUGCCAACAACUUUGCCCGUUCCUUCAGCCUGAUGCUGAGAUACGAAAGUCCUCCUCCAACUUAACUCCUCUGCAUGGCAAGAGGUGACACUCAGAAAUCAAGUCUGCUUUCUCCUUGAUUUCUUGACAAUUUCCAAGUACUUCUAGGUUUAGGGCUUCUAACAAGGCCACCUUAUUAACUGGAAAUGUGGUCAGAUCAAAGCAGCAUAAGGCUAAUCCACAUAAUCAGGUAUUAGCUUUUAGAGCUAAAUUAAUCAGGUAUUAACAUUUAGAGCUAAAUUAAUAUUUUUACAAUAUUAUAUGAGUAUAUUUAUACUAUGUGAAUAUAUAUAUAUAUAUAUAGUAUGUAUAUAUCAGUAUAAAAAUAUACAUUUUAUAUAUAUAUGACAAAACUAAAAUCCACUGUUCUGAUUUGAUCCUGCUAUGUUUUUUCUUCUGCCUUUGCCCAGCAGUGACUAGCAGAUGUUUAAAACUGCAUUUUUGAUGUUUACAACUGAAGUCAAACAAGCAGGAGAAAAUAAGGGAUGUUUCAUGGAAUUGUGCCAGAAAAAUAUUCUCAAUGAGAAUUGAGAGACUGAUGAAUGGAGUCAUGUUGAAAUAAGCUGUUUAACAUUCAGCCCUAGCAAAAGUUGGAAAAUUAUAUUUAGGAUCAGUUAGCUUAUCUUUGGCCUGAGCCAGCAAUCACAGAAGCCAGUGGAAGGACUCCCGUUGAUUUCAGCUGGAAUGGAAUCAGGCCAUACUAUAUUCAGAUGUGCUUUCUGACCUUCUAACCAGCUUUCUCCAGAUCCUGUGUUCUCUGUCAUACCAGAACCUGGAAUGGUAGAAUAGGCUGGUGGAAAAUCUGAAAGUAAUAGUCUAUUUUUCAUAAUCGCAGCUCUAGUGAAGCAUUUUUUUAAACUCAAAGAGUAAUAUUUUUAUAUGCAGCUAUCCACAAAGCUCUAUACCGGUGAACUGUGUAAAAGAAAAAAAAUGUGAUGAUAUUUCCCCAUUUUCAAAUAUAUAGAUCACCCACUGAUUUUCCUGGGGAGAUUCCUUGGGAAUAGACCAUAGAGUCUUCUGUCUGGAAUGUAGCUUGAUUGAGCAUCAGCAUCAGCAAAGCCACGCACAGACAUUAACAUUCAGAAUCUAAACCUGACUCCUUCCAAAGACGAGUUGUUAUAUUAAUGGUGGUCAGUACAACCUGCCAUAGACUAAUAGUGUCAACCACAAUUAUAUUACAGGUUUCCAAAAAGUCUGAAGUCUGAGACAGUGGGCAUGUCUACACAAGAUGCUACUGUGCAGUCAUUACUGUGCAUUUAUUUACUACGUAUAAAGUACUUGCAAGUACUAAAUAAAUGCACAGUAACUGGAGUUACUGCACAGUAGCACUGGUGAAUGUAUUUUAGGUGAUGCUACCGCAUGGUAGUGUAUUUACACUGUCUGCGCUGUGAUGUGCUACUGCGCAGUCAGCGUCUCCUGUAGACGUGCCCAGUGAUGAGUAUGCCAUCUGUUUAUCUGAAUUGUCAUGUUUGUUUUAUCAGCCAUUUGUUUAAUGGAAAUGUGCGUUUUCACUACCCUUUUAAAUGUAACCUCAAUUCACAGCUUCACUACAGUGAAAUAACCAUUUCUUUGUGGUGUUUUACCUGAUUGGAUCAUGCAUCUUUUCCAAAGAGAUUACUUUAAAAUAUUUUGUGGCAUUUCUAGGGGCUGUCCGUUUCUUCCUCUCUCUUUUCAUCCUCCGAAUCACAAUCACCAAGAAAAAGAUAUUUUUCUUAUCCUGGCUACUAUUUUGAGUGAAAUUUGACUUUUGGGAGCAGUGGUGGCCUUUUUUAGUCGGUUUUUCCCCCCAGAGUAGGUUCCAAAAUAAUAUCAAUUCUGUAUUAAAUUAUUUUGUACUUGUUUUAUGGAGGGGCUCACUUUUAUGUUUUAUAAAAAGAAAAGAAAUCUGGUCAGAGAGGAUGGGGAAGGAUGGACAGGAGAAGAUGGUGACAGGUGAUGAAUAUAAGACUGAUUUGCAGAAGCGGGGAAGGAAAGAGACAAAGAUAUAGGGUUCAAAUAAAAAAAGGAAAGUGCUAAAGAAAAAACACUAAAAUGGAGGGUGUGAAGCAUAAAACAGGAGAAGAGACUAGAUUCUAGAGAAGGAAAAUAACUUCUAGGAUCCCUCUAGUCCACCUUUGAUAAUAAUUAGUAUUAUUAUCUAUUUGAUAUUAAAUAGAGCUUUGUCUAUUUGAAUUUCAAAUGUCUCAAGCAAGGAGGCCUCUACCCUUUCUCUGUGGAAACUUCUGUUGGAAGAAAGUUUUCACUUGUUAUGGAGGCUUGUCUUGUCUGUGCAACACAGAGGUUCUGGAGAGCACAGGAGUGACGCACUUAGAAAUCACUAUCAAGAAGAGGAGGUUGUGACGGAUCGGCCAUGUCUGGAGAAUGGGAGACAUAUCCCCAAUAAUAUUUUUCUAUAGUGAGAUUCGAGAUGGCUCUAGAAAGCAGGGUUGCCUUCUAUGGGAGUACCACAGUGUGUGCAAAAAUUAUAUGAAGUCAUUGAACAUCAGCGCAGAAAGCCGGGAGGAGCAUGUAGAAUCCCGUCCAAUCUGGAGGGACCGUCUGGCACUGGGUGCAGCUCAACAUGAAGCUGCUUUUAUCCAGAAGAAGGAAGCAAAACAAGAAAGAAGAAAGCAGUGUGCUGUAAAUUUGAACUCCAACUUACACAACAUGUGAAUCUGUGAAACUUGUAACAAGCUGUGUCGCUCUCGAAUUGGGCUGGUCAGCCACAAAUGGAUUCAUCAGGCAUCUGACUAUAGACUUCUUACAUGUGCAUCAUGAUCCAGAGGAUCAACAGUUGCCUACUGUGCAAGCAUUUUUCUCUUUAUUUCCUAUAAUUGCACAAGGCCAGCAUCAGCAGUGGCAGAAGUGCUAAUCUGGAGAGGAUACCAAACUUUUAACCAACAUGUCUUCUAACAUGCUAAGAGCUGAUGUAGAGGAGAAGGGGCCAGAUUUUAUUUUAUCUAUUAGCCAUGAUUCUAUUCCACCCUGAUCAAGUCUUUGAAAAGCAAGUAAGGCAAAAGCUGGGUGGUUUCACUUUCUCUUCCUCCUCCUUGCUGCCUUUUUUUGACUCAGUCUUAAGGGUACAGUGAUGGUGUUUUACAAAAGCAGAUGCAGGAAUGGACUUUCAGGGACUUGAACAGGGUGGAAUAAACUCAUACUCAUACUUCUAUAGAAAUUUAGAUUUCAAUCCAAAAGAGGGAACACAACUUUUUUUGUACCUUUUUUUUUAAUAAACUAGUGUGCAACUACGGAAUUAGGAAGAAAUGCUAGCAGAGACAAAACGGAACGGGGGAGAGAAGCAUGAGGAAGAAAGGAACAGUGCUGUUUAAAAACUGGCUGUCUGUGGGGUGGAGAAACCUGUCAGAGACAGAAGGAUGACAGGAAGAGAAAAUAAACUGUGAGAAAUAAAGGUGUUUAAACAUAAUUAGAAGGGGAAGGAAGGCAUUAAGCUCUGUCUUCCUCUGUGAAGGAGCUGGUUGGAAAGCAGCUGUAAUUCACAGGAGAUGCAGCACAUGGAUUGUUUCUUUGCAACUGUUCUUUCCAGUAAAGGCUGUCAUGGCUUCUUUCUCUCCACUCCCCAAUUGAGCUAGUUCAGAAAACAUACAAAUUCUCCUCACUGUGAAAACAUAGAAUUCUCCUCACAGUACUUGUCUCCAAAUUGUUGGCAGCCCUGAAGGAACAACCCUGUGGCUGCACAGCAAGGAUCUAAUCAUCGAAGAUCUGAACCAUGCGCUACUCCCGCCUCCUUUUCAGAUCAAACGGUUUCAACAUAUACAAAAAAACCCCAAAGGCAGAGGGGAGAGAUGUAGCAAUUUUUGUGGAUUGCCACAUUCCACUUCUUUAAGAGCUGCUGGGCUGCUCCAUUGUGGUCAGGGAAUGAAGUAAAACAGCAUGAAAGGCAACAAAAAAAGAACUAUGGCAAGGGGGAGUAUAGCAAAGGGAAGAUCAAGGAGGAAAUGGCCAAUUUUCUUUACAUGAAAAUUACAGAAUCCCCCAUGAGUUUCUGGGCAUUGGCCUUUCUGAUCUGGAUUGCUUUCCUGAGUUCACCUGUGGAUUUUGCAAGGAUUGGCAAUGCAAAUGGAGCAGACAUUACAGAAAUUCUUUCCAGGCAGAGGGUCAGAAGAAAAUAACUGUAAUGUCACCUUAAUGCUUCAGUGUUGUGGCAGAUUUAAAAAAAAAAAGAAUUAGAAACACACUUUUUGCUCCUGGGGGUUUCCAUUGGAUUUAUUCUUUAAAUAUUCCCAUUAUAAAUCCUAGAAUAGUCUGCUUUACUUUGCUGUAAAUCGCAGCAAAUCAGUGGGUUUUUUUUUCCUUUUUACAUUCAAGCAGGUAAACAUGAAGCUUUCUCAUAUUUGUAAUGGAAAAUAAGCUAAACUAUUUGGCCCCAAUUUCUUUCUCACUGGGUGCAUCUACAUGUGUGCUUUGCUGCAGUGUUGACUAAUUAGCUGUACAGUAAAGCAUCACUAUCUACACGUGCACUGGUAUUAGGGUGCAAUAAAUUAACUAACUCCAUCAUAGGAUAGUACUGUCCCUGACAGUACUACCCUAUGGCAGAGUAAUUAUGUGCACUGAAAUUCAGAUGGUGUAGAUGGUGACAGGCUGGCUGCGGCACAAGGGUGCUAAAGUUCAGGGGCUUUGUGCACAGCUCCACACUUUAACAGUCUCGUAUCCCAGCCGGCCCCUCUGCUGCCUGACGCCACCACCCAGAGCCUGGGGCCGACCCCCAGAGCCUGCUGCCAGCCCAGGGCUGCUCUGUCCUGGCUUGGACUAUUGCAGUCCCAGGCUCACGUGCAGACGCUGCACUCGACAGCAGCUGACUCAGGUGCAAACUGUGCCAGAAUGUAUUUCAUCACAUGAAUAGGACAUGUAGAUGCACCCACUAACACCUAUUUUAUUCUGGUGUAACCUUAUUGAUCUCAGUGAAGCAAUUCUCCAUUUUUACUGGCAUAAGCAAGAAGUAAAUCAGAUCCUUGUCUUAAAGAAAUGUAAAAGUUUAAGACAUUAGAAAAUCAAAUUAAAAUGUAAAAAAGUUAAAAAUUUAAGAUGUAAAAAAAAAGAAAGAGUGAAACCUUCCCCCAUGUCUCUUGCUUUAAUUCAGAAGCAGAGGCCUAGCAAGUUCCUGACUGUUGUAUGGUUCUUUUACAGCCAGCCCACCUUCAAGGAAGGCAGCAGUCCUUAAAUAAAUUAAAUACAAUUGAAUCUGCAAACUCUGGCUGCGUCCAGAUAAGCGUGGCUUUGCAGUAUGUGGUGCCGCACACCUCUCUGCAGCGCCACACACGACACAUUCAGGCAUUCCCCAUGCUGCUGGUAUCCCAAGGUCAGAAAAAUCUGCACAUGGAAAAAAGCAGGGUGGCAUACAUGGCAGCAACUUGCACUGCCCAGAUCUGGAGCCUGGCCAGUCAGAGCCACAGUCUGGCCACCAGCCAGGCUCCCAGCUCUAGGAGCACUGUGGCUGCAGCUUCUCUGGCUCCCAGGACUCCAGGUAUGUCUGCUGGAGCCAGUACAGAUGCUGGUCGCAGCCUUCCCUACCCCACCUAAGGUAACCUGCCACGUGCCAGAAUGCACGUGGCACAGGCAUUCCCUGGGGACAAGCAGCAACAUCACAGGGUGUGCUAUUGUUACUAGUCCCCGGGGAACCAGAUGUUCGUGCUUAUCUGGACAUGGCUCCUUUGUGGAUCUAAAUUGUACCAAAUUACUCACCUGGCAUGUAAAUGCAUUUUGUGUUCAAGAGGCUAAGUUUUGUGCAUGGAAAAUUGUAUUGUAUCCAAGUCCCUUGGCAUGCAAAAUGGCACACACAAUUUGAGCCAGGUCAAUAUCAAUAUUUCUUUGAAACAGUAGCUUGACAAGCACUCCAUUGCACACGCAUCAAAGUUAGUAGGAGCUCCACGUGUUCUCCCAAGGAUAGACUUCAGUCACAGCCUUCAGAGAAAGACCUCAGUCUAAUUUAUGAAUUGUAAUUGCAGAAUUUAUGAUUCUGUAGCCAGACGCUUUCAACAGUUUUCAGCAGCUUCAGUACAAUGACAUAGAAAAUUACUAUUAUGCUACAUACCUAUUUAUAGAUCAGUCUCCAAUUCCAACCAGCAAUUUAGACUGUAUUCAAUACUAUUUAUAUAAUACCUCCUCCUGUUCUUUGUGAGAAAAAAAUAUGUUCUGUUAUAUGCAAGCAUAUAAAAAAGUAAUAUUCUCCUAACAACACAGACAGUGCCUUACUAUUGUGAUUUCUAAGCUACAUAUUAGCUUAUUUGCCCAGGCUGUUUAUGUUUAUUCUAGACAAGCAUUUUUGAUUGAAAAUAAAAUACUAACAUAAUUAUUUAAAACAAGAAUCAUUGUAUAGGGAUAACUUUGAAUAAUUUUCAAGUUUCUUGUCAUCAUUUUCCAUCUCAGCCUAAUUGUUUUCACUGGGGAUAAAUAAAAUCUUCAGGAAAGAGCUAGAGUUUCUCCAAACAUUAGGCUUCUUAGCACAAUAUAAAAAAUACUCGCUCAGUUAUAGUAGAGUUGGAAAACUGCUGUAGCUACGAUGGUCCAGGAUAUGUAUGACAUGCAAGGGGUUUUUGUCAUCACUUUUACUGGUGGUGCUUUGGGCCCGGAAGUGUGUUCGACAUCUCAAAAAGCCCAUGCCCCACUCUGCUAUAUACAUCUGCUCUGGGAUCUCAGGAAUUUGCUUAUGUUGAUCACUUCCACAACUUCAAACACAGAGUUUUCUAUUUUGUGUUUGAUGUGAGUAUGUAAUUCCAUUCAUGUUUCCUUCAUAUCCAAGGGGAUAGUUAGGCCUUAAAACAUUUGGCUGUACAAAUAUGUAAAGGGGGAAAUGGAAUUCUGGAAACCUGCGUGUUUAAACUAAAGAGCCUUUCUUAUGACUACUUUUCUACUAAAGUUCACCCACAUGCCUGACUCCUCUCUGCAAAUUUCAUUCAUGUCUAUGGAGCAUGCACUUCUCCCCUUUUUAUCCCCAAGAAAAAAACAGUCCUGCAUAGUGCAAUGGAGUGCAAGUCUUAGUGCAACUAUAGCCUUUGGGCAUUGUGGGAAAUGCUGAAUAAUGGUUAAAAGAUAAAAAUAACUAAAACAUUUGUUCCAUAUUCAAUAUUUAUUUUGGCAUAGAUAGAGAUGUAAAAAGUUGGGAUACUUACCCAGAUAAAUUCCUUUGAUCAACAUCGUGCAUGUAUUGACUGGAAUUGCUGCUCUUGACAACUUUACUGUCCAUUGCUUAAAUUGCUGUUCUGCAGCUGAAAACACAUAUUUAUGCCAUGAAUUAUAAGGUCUCCUUCCAGGGCCCUUGGGGGAGGGCUGUCAGGCAAAUUCUUGGUGGUCCUUCUCAGACCAUUGGCUUGCUCUGAGCCAUUACAGUGUAUUGUGUUAAUUUGGCUCUUGGUACUUGGCCACUUCUGAAAGUCUGCUUGCUAAGACCCUGUAGAUAGCACUACUUAUACAGACACUGAGCUAUUCAGUUACCAUUGUUAACAUCUCUACUAUAUUUCUAUGUAAUCUUAAAGAGUUUGAUUAUAAUUGGACUAACUAGAGGGAGAUUUGGGGUUUUUUAAUCAGAGGUUUUUUAUUUCAUAAACAUUUUUUCAUUCCUUUUGCACUUGCAGAAUGUUAAAAUAAACCAGACCCAAGAAGCUAAAAUCAUUCUGUUUUCCCAAAAAUAUGAAAUAGGAUUAAAUAAUUCUCAUGUGCACUCUAUUUUUUUCAGUUUCACCUUGGCCUGUUUAGUUUAAAACUGGAGCAUUUGUUUAUAGAAGAGUUAUCAGCAGCCCCUAAAGAAUAGGCCUUAUCAUGAAUAGGCAGACAACUGGUAGCCUAACCGGCACCACUAUAAUUACGCUGCUAUUCACAAGCGAACCAUUGUUACCUCAGCAACUUUAGCUGGUAAUAGGUAGUUUCAAGCUAUCCACCCUCCUCCACCUUGCUCUGUUUUGCUGUUGCUGGGACUGAGCUGCACUGAUGGAGGUGAAGCACCCUAAUGGCACCCAGAAGGCAUAAUUCAUAGAUUCAUAGAUGUUAGGGUCAGAAGGGACCUCAAUAGAUCAUUGAGUCCGACCCCCUGCAUAGGCAGGAAAGAGUGCUGGGUCUAGAUGACCCCAGCUAGAUGCAUAUCCAACCUCCUCUUGAAGACCCCCAGGGUAGGGGAGAGCACCACCUCCCUUGGGAGCCCGUUCCAGACCCUGGCCACUCUAACUGUGAAGUAGUUCUUCCUAAUGUCCAGUCUAAAUCUGCUCUCUGCUAGCUUGUGGCCAUUAUUUCUUGUAACCCCAUAAUGAUGGCUCAUGUCAUUGCUGCUCAGGAUAAGACACAGGUAUAGUCACAGCACAGCAGUCUUGGCCUGUGAGGAGCUCCCCAGUACAGACACACCAUACCCAGGCUACAGACACUUUUGCAUAGGAAUGUGGGAACGCAGGUCUUGCCAUGCUGGCACGGACCCUGAGAGUGGCCAGUACCCUAUGCUGUAAGAAAGAUACAGGGAAUGGUGGAAAGGCGCAUGUGAUGUAACUCCCUCCCCAUAAGGGCCUCCACCUAGAGGCUGACCAUAGGGCUGUACUGAGAAGAGGUGUUGUGGCAUUUUCAAAAGAGGCAUUAGCAUGAACUAAUAUAACUGGAUAUGUUUAUAUUAUACAUUUUGCAAAAUUUUUAGCUUCAGUGGCAUCUUGUUGCAUUGAGUUCCCUGCAGUCUAUGUGGUGUGAGGGAAGGCAGUGCCCUCUGCUAGGUGAACUUGUCCACCGUGUAUGUUUACCACAUAUCUCUUUGCUCCACAUCUGGCCACUCACCACCCCCCUGCUCCACAUCCAGCCACUCGCCCCCUACCCCCCAGCUCUGUCUGGCUGCUCGCCUCCCCCGGCUCUGCAUCUAGCUGCUCCACUCCCCCUUCCACUCCACGUCUGGCUGCUCGCCACCCCCCUCAGGAGUCCACUUAUUAAAAAGGGGGCCACCAGGGGUACACUUAUUAAAAAAGGUUGAAAACCCCUGCUCUAAACAAUGUUUUGUUUUUUUCUGUGUCCACUCUGCAACACCUCUUUUCUCUGAAUUGUGCCUUUUCAAUCUCUCUUUGUAGAAUUUUUCUUAUACCCUUACUCUUCUCUCCUUCCUCUGAACCCUUCUUCUUUUCACAAGUGCAGCAAAAAUCUGGCCUGUCCUUUCUGUCCCAAUAACAAACAUUUAUCAGGGCUCUUGGUUACUACAGAUUGCCUCACUGGGUUACUACAGCCUGAACUGUGUCUUCCUCAGCUUCCGCUCCAGUCUUUCCACAGCUGCAGCUUUUUGGUCUCCCAAUCUCUUAUCCUCAUCUUCACACCCAGCACAGCUCGGCCCUAGCUUCCAUUUCAGAUCUUAAUUCUUAUGCCCUUUACCACCCUCUUCAUUGGCUUCUCCCAUUCCUGUCUUCAUAUAUUCAUGCUGCCCCAGGAAUGGAGCAGCCUCUUGAAUCCCCAAAGGCCAGGCCCUCAACCCUGUCCUCCUGAUUCAGAUCCCUCCUGAAGACUCACUACUUUUAAAAGGUCACCUGUGUGAUUGACAGUCACCCGUGUUAUUAUUUUACUCUUGCAUAGUUUUACUCUUGCAUAUUUUAAGUUAAUUUGAUGUAUUUCAGCUAUCUCCCCUAGAUCUCCCUGUCCAUCUUGCCCUAUCCUUAAUCUGCCUUUUGUGUUGGAUCAGGGACCAUUUUUAUAUUUGCGUUUUAUAGAGAUCACAUCACGUGGUUGACAUUUCACAAAUUAUUAGUAGUAGUAUCAUUAAUAAUAAUUAUAUUGCCAUCAACCAUGCAAAUAGCACACCUGAAGAUUUUUAUUAUGUUCUCUUUAAGCAAGUACUCAUGGUUAAUCCAGUUACCAGAUACAAAUGGUUACCAUUUAUUGAGAAAGGAAGGCCAGCAUUUCAAAUUCUAGUGUGUUAUCUCAAUAUCAUCACUGACGGUAUAAGCAUUACCAGGUGCCUUGCAGCCUGGAGUCUGCCUGUUCUUGAGCUGCCUGGAAUGUUUGAACAUUGCAAUUCUACAUCAUAAUAAGCUGGGAUAUUUUUCAAACUGAAAAAUGGUCGCUUUUAACAAACCAAUUUAAAAACCCAUUUAUCAACCAUAGUAGCUCCCUUGUUCAUCUGAAAAAAUGAAUGCAAUCCAUUUCUUAAAAUAAAUAAUAGUAGAUAAAGGCUACAAGAGGAGGAUGGAGGCCAGUUUCAGCCCCUCCCAUCAUUACUAGGUCUUUGGCCUAGAGCUGCUCUCUUCCUUCUUGAAUUCUUUCUGAGGUGGUGGUUUUCAUAAACUGAGGCCCCCAAAAUCUCAAUGUUUCCUAGAUCAGUUCCAAUAACAGUAAAACACCACAGACAUGGUUUUUUGUUGCAAAUAUGUGUCCCUGUACUUGGCAAAUACCAUCUAUCUGUUGCUGUGAUCUAUGUGUAAUAGGAAGUGUAAGAAUUAUACUACUUGAAGAAAGGUGACAUUCCACAUCAAUAUAAUUAUCAAGCACAGCUUUUAAAAGAGAUUGUGUUUCUUAAAGGAAAAGCCAUACAGAUUAAAGAUGUUUAUUUUAGUAAGUUCUCAAUAUUUUCUUCAGGUAAGGGCCUGAUCCUAUGAGUUGAUUGGCCCCCAGAAGUUAUUUCCCAUUCAGCAAAUUCCCGGGUCUGGCUCUAAGAGUGUAAGCUGUUUAGAUACAGUGGGCACAUCUACAUGUGUGCAUUUAUUGUGCAAUAACUGAAAUUACAGUGCAGUAGGGGCACCCAUCUACACAUAAAUUACUGCAUAGUACGGACACACAUCUACAGUAAAUAUGAUGACUUACACUGACUUGAGUGUAAAUUUGAUACCUGCAUCAUGCUGGUAUCAAAUUUACGCCCAGUUAGUUAUUGUGCAGCAAGGCACAUGUAAAUACCUUACUGUGCAGUCCAGACACAGUAUUAAUGCACUUUAACACCUGCACAUGUAGAUGCCAGCCUAUUCCCGCUUACUGUGCAGUAACUUACUACACAGUAAAUUUAAGUCAGCAGAAAUGUACAUGUAGACAUGCCCAGUAUAGACAUUACUAUUAUGUUUUAAAUCAAAUCUGCAACUUAUAUUGUUUGUGUAUUUGACUGGAAGUCAAAAGAGAAUUCUCAACUCUUCUGAGUCCUACUUUAGCUUGUUCACUUCAGUAUUGGUGUAAGUACUUGAAAUGUUCAUUAUUUUUAUUUGCUUUUUAUAUUUCUUUUUAACCUAUGCUUUUCCAGUUUCUCAGAUAGUUCCAUGUGAGCAUUUUCCACCUGAAAUGCAUCACAGCUAGAUUUCCAACUGCUUACUUUCUCCUCACUUAUUUAUUUGUGUACACAGGACAUGUGUGAUACAAUUAUAUGAAUAAUAAUGUGGUGUUCAAAAUUUCUGGCAUUGCACUUCAUAGGACAUAACAUUUCAUCAACAUUGAGAAUUGCUACCAAACAUGGAAGUUGCAUUAUUGUCAGUAUACAUUUUGUUACACAUGCCCUCACUUCAAAACCCAAUUUAGUUAAAAGAUUAGAUGAAGGGAGAUUAUAGUAAUCUACAUCCCAUAUAUCUGGCUGCUUUAUGCCUUUGUUUACUCUUAAACUAAAAAGAAAGUUGAGGAGAAAUUGCUAAGAAUUGCUUUCAAUGCAAGGUACAUUGAAAAAGUACCCAGGGUGCUUUCCAAAAAAGGAAGAACACAAAAUUAAGAGAGUCUCUCUUGCAUACAGCAGUCUUUUUCCCCAGAAUUUGAAAAAAAAAGAACCUGGUGCGAUGACUUUUUCUUUGAUCACACUUUAGGUUGAGGGUGGGGGGUUCAUAAUUGAAAGAUAGAACUAAAUAUCAAUGUAUUUUUUUUCAUUUUGUCUUAGAGAUUAACUGGAAGACAAAAUCUGAACUUCCUGGAACUUUAUAGGGUGGAGGUGUGGCAUGUGUAUUUCUAUUGGGAUCCACAUGUCAUGAAUACAGCUCUACUUAUAACAAGCCAUACCAGCUCCCUGAUCCUGAAUGCUACUGAACUUUAGGGCUAGAUACAGAGAGUCGAAAAGCCCAAGGCUGAAUCAAUUUAGUCUUUGCAGGUUAGUCUAAACUGCACAGAUUAAAUUGAAACAGAAGUGAACAGACAUUUACCUUUGAUUCAGGAAAUGUAGCCACAUGCCUGCAGUGGCUCAGGCCAGAAGCCAGGGGGUGCUCAAGCAUGGCUCUCUGGUUGUGUGUUCAAUUCUUCUGCCCCCAAGGUCUCUGGGAUUUGAGUCCAGAAUUACAGCAGGACUCUGCAGAGUUGCUCAUCACUUCCUCUUCCUGCUUCCAGGUGCCUCUGGGAUUUGUAGUCCACAGUCACAGCCAGCGGUGAGUUUGAGCAGGUGCAGGGGUGUUUAACUCCCCUUCUUGGCCCCAGACCCCAGUCAGGGUUUGCCAGGGAUGGGGAUACCCCACCCCCUCCCCCCCCAUAGACUGGGCUACAUCCCCAGCUGGGCUUGCCCCCCCAUCCCUGUCAGCCAGCCCUCAUUGCUCCAACUAGGGAGCAGAGGGGUGAGGCCACCCCUGCUCUCUGGAGCAAACAGCAUAUCCCAGCCCAGGGCUGGAAAGCAUGCUGGGAUGCUGGGGGAAUGUGAUUCAACUUGAACCAGGAAGGGGUCUGGGACAGAAGUUUCAUAAACUGGUUGGAACCAAAUCAGUUAAGUCUGAUACUACAUUCAACCAGAUUUAUCUUAAACUAGUUUCAGCCAUUUUGAAACUGGUUUAUGUGCACUGAGCUUCUGUUCUGUUAUGGGCUUAAACCAGUUUCUGAUCACUGAAACUGAUUUAUGUGUAACUUCUGUCCUUAGCCAUUGGGGGACCAGCACAAAUCCAGGUUGUAGUCUCUGACUGGAUCAGAAGUCACCUAAAAGCUGGGAGGGUUUUGAAGCCCAGACCUGAAUCCAAGUCCCAGUCUUGUAAUUCAGUCCCACCUCUGCUCUGCCCUACAUGCUAGUAUGCAAUCAAAACAAGUGUUAGAGGAAUUUACAAAAUGAACAUCUUCUUCUUGCGCGUUGGCUGAUACCAAUGUUUGUAUUUAUGAAUUUUUGUGCAUGUGCAGUUCAGCUUAUUCAUUGGAUACAAAAUGCUUUUGGGGCAUCAAAAGAAACGAACUCGACAGAUGUGCCUUUUCUGUUGUAUGUACACAAGCACUGGGAUUGCAGGGACCAGUCACACAUUUGUCAUCUUAUUUAUGAUUUUUAACGCAUUUGUGAUAAAUUAGGUUCAGUUCUAAGGUAAAUAAUAUUGGAGCCAAAUAGUUGUUUUUGUACAUGUGCAAGUUAUCACAGUUGAUAUCAAGUCCAACCCAGACUCCUUGUCUUGCCUUUCCAUAACCUUUCAGGCUUUAUUCAGGGAAAUGUGGACCAGCCUAUUUUCUUAUAAAAACUGUGGUCUUUUGGAAUGUCAUACUUAUUUUUUUAACCCUUUGCUCCUACACUCAUUGGAUGCAGAAAGACUGUAACAAUAGUAUUUUUGUAAACUGCCACUUGCUUUGUGUUUGAAAAUAAUAUAUACAUAUUUUUAUGCUAUAAAAUGACAUGUAGUUUUUAAACUCUUGCUUUUAAAAAUAUCUUCUUAUAUAUCCUGAAGAACCUGUAAGCUUCUUUGUCAUGCCUCCAUACCUAACAUAUAACAUUCUAAUGGCAGUAAUGUGAGACUGGCUAGUCUAAAUGAAAAAUAUUAUGGGACCUAAUGCAUUUCUAAUGUUACUUCAUCAUACAUAGAGGAAAGAAUAUGGUGCAUUGUUUCAAAACCCAGAAUUGUAGUAAAGUAACAUUUCCCCAAAAGUCCCAACUGAAGAUUAUGGAGGAAACUUCCAUAGAAAUAUAGCCACUUGGGGCCUAAUUCUGUGGUCCUUAGUCAUACUGUGUUGAAUGUUGUUUUAUAAGUAUGCCCAUUAAUUUCAUCAGAAUUAUUAAGAGUAAGCCACUAUGCCAUGUAAAUGAGGGUGACAGAGUAGGGUCUUUUCUUAAUGGGUACCUCCAGCUUUUCAAGUAGAGAAAGGGUUAUAUGUUUAAUAUUACAGGGUGAAAUGUUAGGUUGUGUUCUGCACUACGGGUUUUUCUUGUGUAUUCUGGACUCAUUCCAUAGCUGGAGCUCCAGAUUAAAUUAAUUCAAGUCCUGUGCACAGAUGAACACGAUAGAAAUCUACAGUAAAAUGUUGCAGAAUAUGCAAAAAUGGCCUGAUUUUUAAAGUGCUUUGAAAUAACAGUUCCCAUUAAAGUCAGUAAGAGGCAUGGGUUCUCAGAACCUCUUAAAACAAGGACCUGGGUUUUUAAAAGAUUCAUAAGUAGUGUGCAGAGGAAGAUUGUACUCUCUGACUAAAAAACAGUUUCUGUGCCUCAACCUGGCCAUAAGCACCUAUAUCUUUAAACAAAAUAGGCUGGUCUUACACUGCAGAGUCCAGGGCACUGCCACCUUGUGGGACCAGGCCCCAGUAUUUUGAAAGUUUACCCUUUGAUGUGGUUUGGUGUUUGCAAGAAGGAAAAAGAGACUGGUAAUUCAUCACUCAGUACUCUUCCCCUGUGACUGCUUUGUGAUGUUUAUCACUGUUAUCAACGGAGUAUGUUGAACUGGACUGUAAAAUCAGAAUAUUUUACUGCAUGUUUUUUUUAAUAGAAAAAUAAUUGUAUGCAAUGUUGCCAUUAUAAUACAGUAAAUAAAUAUCUAUGUGUUUUUCUUUUUAA